GCCAGUCCUAACCAUUAUAGGACAAACACAGACAGGGAUAUGACAAUUUCUAGACUGUCUUGCUUCCUUUUCAACAGUAAAUGAGGGAGGGCACCAACAGGGAAUUGUCAAAAAAAAUCAGAAGAGCCAUUGAUGGUUUGUGUUGUUACUUACCCUUAUUUCAUUGAUGUUCGGAUUUUUUGUUGGAUUAUGGCAUUCUCAGAUUUAACAGGCGUUUCCUUUGAUAUUCAAGUGUUACAUUGAAUGGAAAGCAUCUGCUCUGGUGUAGACCACAGUAUAGCCGUACUAUGAUGUCACACACACAUCAGAACAUCUACACAAAAGUUAGAUUCUGACUGUUUUUUGGAACUUAAGCUGUCUCACAGAUUACAUGGAUAAACGUAAAUAGUCGGACGAUUCUGGAGUAGUGUGAUCGGAGAUUAACAAAUCCUUCCUAGCAUUUGUGAUUUUUUUGGAAGAGGAUAUUUACCUAGAGUUGGGAACAAUACUAACGCCCUAUCUGGGAUUUUUCAGUUUCAGGUAGGAUGUUUCACAAGAGGACAAAGCGAAGACAUUCCGUACCAGACCUAUAACGGUCAAUGUGUUGAACCAUGUCAUAAUUUCACAGUCAUUCCUCCGUCAGUGUUCUCGGCAAAAUGUACAAAAUGACUGCAUUCCAAAACUUUAUAACAACAUUACUGCUGAUGAUAAAUAUUCCAUCGUCUUUCAUGGCGAGAAUAGUUGAUCGACCACCCCAUGUGAUUCAACAGCCGAGCCCAAUCCCAUAUCGAGGCUGUGCAGAGUGUGUCCAGGGUGACCGUGUACUUGUAUACUUUAAGGAAGGAGAUACCAUCACUCUCACCUGUCAGGCCAGUGGUCGACCUGCUCCAGAGUACACUUGGACUAAAAAUGGAAGGGAAAUAGACUUUGAUGCAGUAGAAUAUAUAUCACCCAUUACUAAUAUAACACGGAUAGUGUCAGAAGUUACUGGUGGUUCGUUAACAAUUGAAGAGACAUCAGACUACGAUAUAGGCCUUUAUCAGUGUUCUGCUUACAACACACUGGGCAGGUCACUGUCUAAAAAAGUUCAAAUGAUCAAAGCCGUGAAUGAACCAUUUCCCUCAGUGACAGUACCAAAGAGGAUAAAUGUUGUAAUUGGAAACUCAGUUACACUCACUUGUAACCCUCCUCUUAGUAUACCUAAAGCCAUUGUGUAUUGGACCGACACCAAUGACCCGUCCAGUGCAGGGUCAAGGAUUACACUGGACGAUCGAGUCGUCAUGGACUAUUCUGGAAAUCUACACUUUGCCAAUGUAAUCCCAUCAGAUAAUAGAAGUGGAGAGCCAUAUGUUUGUAACGCCUGGCAGAAAACUGUCUUCAGAUCAUUUCUUCAGGGAGACGACAAAAUCAUACAAACAAAAGGAUCCAUGGGCAAAUUUCCAGUGAGUGUGAUGUGGCAUUCCAAUAGAACAGUGAUAGGACUUCUCGGAGAAACAGCAAAAUUUAUGUGUAUAUUUGCUGGAAACCCUACCCCUAAGAUAACUUGGAAACACAGAGGUAUUCCUAUGGAGAAUAAAACUGGACACGAGCUCAUCAUUAAAAACCUAAAGUAUAGUAACCAGGGAGACUACGAGUGUGAGGGUCAAAACAAACUCUCAAAAGGCAUCGUCGUGAGAUUUUCUCUCACUGUUGAGUCCCAGCCAUCAUGGGCUACCCCUCCGGUGAAUCAGGAUGUUGGAGUUACUGAGGAUGCUACAUUCCAGUGUAUACCUCAAGGACUUCCGAAACCCACAGUGGAAUGGUUCAUCAACGGCAAACCUAUUAGUGAAGUACCAGCUACUCGGCGGACCCUAGCUAACGAUGUUCUGACAUUCCAAAACCUAGAAAGGCAUGAUUCUCAAGUCAUUCAGUGCUUAGCAACCAACAAACAUGGCACUUUAUGGGCGGAUGUUUAUCUCAAUGUUCUUGCUUAUGGACCUGAGAUCACCAGCGGGCCUGGUCAGCUGACCGUAGCUGAAGGUCAGUCUGUGACCUUGACCUGUGAAAAUGAUGGAAAACCACAACCUCAACUGACUUGGAACAAAGGAGCACAAGUUCUUCGGGGGAGUCGGUACACCCAAACUGGAUCCUCCAUCACCAUUGCAGAUGUCUCUAGCGCUGAUGGUGGUACCUACACUUGUACAGCUAGAAAUAAGUACGCCAUUAAAUCCAGCUCAGGCUCUCUCACCGUACGAAAGAGGACACGCAUCAUCUCUGCUCCACAGGACAAAAAUGUCACAUUUUCUAGCCCAGUGAUCUUUAAGUGUAACGCUUUCACAGACAGUGCUGAGUCGGAUAACCUUAAAAUCAGCUGGUUGAAAGAUGGCGUUCCCUUAGAUACAAGUGACCCCAAUAUUGAGAUGAGGCCUGAUGGCUUUAAAAUCAAGGAGACUUCUAGUGCUUAUACAGCUAACUACACCUGCUGGGCACACAAUGGAAUAGACGAGGCCAAGGCCACAGCAGAACUCAAGGUCAGAGCUCCUCCAGACCCAUCAAGGAAUAUUCUAGUACUAAACUGUGAUACCAGGAGUGUAUCACUGCGCUGGGAGAAGGCUAGAGACAACUACUCUCCAAUAGAACGUUAUGUGGUAGAGAAGCACAGUGGAUUUAAUCCUGGCCAAUGGAAAUAUCUUACUGAAACGGAUGGCACUGUAACGGAGGUGGUAGCUGAAUUGUCUGCCUGGGUUAACUACACAUUUAGAGUUAAAGCGUUCAAUGGAUUUGGGGAAGGGAUGCCUUCUGACCCCUCAGAACCUAUCUGUAGAACGCAGAAAGAUUAUCCUGAUCAACACCCAAAAAAUGUGCACAUUAUUGACAAUGAACCAAACUUCCUCAUUGUGGAAUGGGAUGCAAUGGAUCCCAUUCUGCACAACGCCCCUGGGUUCAGAUAUAGGCUUAUAGCCAGGAACAAGAAGACGGGCUACCUUCAUAAAUUUGUCAUCGAUGAUUAUCUGGACACACGGAAAAAAAUUCAAACAGACGACAUCUACCAAGAGUAUGAGGUCUACGUUAUGGCAUCUAAUGAAGUUGGAGAUGCACUGCCUGUUCCACUAACUAAUAUUGGUCACUCUGGAAUGUGGGUUCCCAACGUGGUUCCAACAAACUUUGAGCUGGACCCGGAUAUGAACAUUACCUAUGAAGAGGCAGGAUUCAGAUGGGACCCAGUAGAUGACAGUCCAGAGGCAAUGCAGGGCAAAUUUGAGGGCUAUAAGAUUCGAUACUGGACCCCAGACAAUCCAGACAAGAAAUUUGAGGUCAUUGUUCGUAAAGAGUUCCUACAUGGCAGCCGUACGCGACGGGAAACCUACAAGGAGACUGCUAUAGUGAAGAACUUGCCAGCAUUUAAAAACCUACAGCUUGAUGUGGUAGCCAUUAAUACUUAUCAUGAGUCCAAUGGUAGUAACGUCCUGAACUUGACCACACCUGAAGGCGUGCCAGACAAGGUUGAACGUCUGCGUGCGACCAGUCGUGGUGUUGUUUAUAUCAAGUUAUCCUGGGAGGAACCAAAACGUCCAAAUGGCAAAAUUAUUGGCUAUGAUGUCUCGUAUGAAGAAAUACAUGGACUAAUGAUUGGAGAAACCAUGACAUCAAACGAUACUAUCCUGGAGAUGAAUGGUGGAUUUAUGACACGAAUCAAUGGACUGAAUGAGAAUACAUCAUACAGAAUCCAUGUGCGGGCAAGAACAGCCCCAGGACUUGGGGACGACAUGUUCAUUGAUGCAAUGACAGCAAUUCCUGGUGACCCAGCUGUGCCCCAGAUUGACAAAGUCACACCACAUUUCGAUUCCAUUAAUGUGUCCUGGACUAUCAAUAAAAACCAUGAUCGUGCUGGCUACAACCAUUACGUGGAAUACAGACGUCAAGGAAACCACAAAUGGAGUGAAAUGCCGGGAGAGCUGAUGAAGUCGUGGCAGUUGGUGCCUAACUUGACUUCUGGUGUCACUUACGAAGUCCAAGUCGUGGCAACCAGUGGACAGGAAAUAAAACGCAGUAGUGUCCGCACUGUUGUCACACUUGGGGCUCAAGUGGCCCAAACCCAGGAGGUUUAUGAGAGUCUGUGGUUUAUCAUCAUGCUGGUGGCCUUAGCCCUCCUCAUUAUCAUCUUCAUCAUCGUGUGCCUUGUAAAGCGAAGUAGGGGAGACAAAUACCAUGUACAAGAAAAUGAAAGACUUAAAGGAAUUCCUCCAGAAGAUAAGAAAUCUGCACAUGUUAAUGAUUUUAAUGAAAACGGUGAGAAGCAGCCUCUAGCCGGAGGUUCAGAUCCUGAUCUGGAGAAAGCUUGCCUUGACAGUGAACAAGACAGUUUAGAGGAAUAUGGUGAUGUGGACCCAAGUCGUUUUAAUGAGGAUGGGUCGUUCAUAGGACAAUAUGGAGCACAGAAUGUAUCUACAGCAGACGAAACGCAACCUUCUGCCAUGCAUACUUUCGUCUGAUUGGUUCAGACUUGUGUAAUAGCAACAAGGCCUAACAGCCAAACUGUUGUGUUGCUAUAGCAACAAGGUGAAGAAGGUACUGUGUUUUCCUAUAGCAACUUGGCCAAGCAUUCCAGUGAAGAUGAUUUCAAAUUUAGUUUUUGCAGAAACAAGAACUCAUUGUUGAAAAAGCUGAUGUGUUCACUUACAACAGUCUGGAAAAAUUGAUAGUGAGUCUAGUCAGUGCCGUGAGAAAUAUGAAUUCCUGGUCAGGCAUAGCUCUUCAGAAUAUUACAUAACUGCUUGUGAUAUGAAUUCUUGCGUGCAAUUUUUUCAUUCAUCACACGAUUCCUCGUACCUUCAGAUACACGUAUCAUUUCACAGUAUGUCCUGUUCAGCCAAAGUCUCCAUGUGUCAGCACCAUUGUGCUAACAGACAAAGCCUCGUAACACACAUUAAAAAUACAAGUCACAGAGUAAUUGAGGUGAACUUCAAAUAAGUGUUGUCUUGUGGAAAAUUCUCGGAAAAAAGUCCCUGGAUUGAUGUCUUUGCUUACAAAAUAUUUAUGCAUAAAUGUUCAUGUAUUUGGGCGAUGAAGCAAAAUAAGUCGAUUUGCAGCAAGAUGUGUGUCUGUAUCAACUCCUGAAUCUACAAUUUCAUGAUAUGUGUAGAAAUGUUACAUUUUCUAUGACUGUGAAUUUAAUUUAAUUUCUUGUAUUUAUUAUUGAUUAAUGUUUGUAAGUAUAUCAAAUCUAUUGACAUGGAGUGGAUGUGUCCACCGUACCGUGGUGAAAUUGCCAGUCUGCUUUAAAUGCCUUUACCACUGUCCUUUUCUAGUGCAAUAUAUAUAUAUACAGACUAUUUAAAAUCUACUCAAACUUAUGGUAGUUGUGGAAUAGAGCGAUCCACAAUAGUGGAUAAUAGGGAUUCACAAGUCAAAGGUUCAUAAGAUGUGGAUUAUAUUCUGAUCCACAUGUCGUGGAUUAUAGUGAUCCAGAAGUGAUUAUAGUGAUCCACCAGUCAUGGAUAAUAUAGUGAUCCACCCUUUGUGGAUUAUGUAUUGAUCCACAGGUAGUGGAUUAUGUAUUGAUCCACAGGUAGUGGAUUAAGUAUCAGAUAAAUGUUAGCUUGUCCAUAUGUUAGUAUUUAUGAAGCCAUGAUAACUGUGCUUUAUAUAGUUGAUGUGUAUGUGUGAGAGAGAUAUUAUCUGACAUUGUUACCAAAGAGUAAACUGCUGCUAAUUACAUACCUUUCAUUCCUAAGUUUCCUGUAAUUUUUUGGGUGUUUAAUGUUAGAUAAUACUGUAUCUUUUAAUAAGUCCAAUAGGGGAGGGGGCAGGGGGGCAACACAUUGACCCUAAAGUCAGGCUUAUUCAGGCAAAUGGAUUAUCACAUGGAAACAUUAGUUGAUCAUUUUUCUAUGUAGCAAUAUAUAUGGGUGGGCUUAUUACCAGGCAUGGGCUUAUUACAAGGCAGGGGUUUGUUGCCAGAUAAACAUGGUAGGUUGAGACAUAUUCAUUAUGUUUAAUACCAUCAACCAUUGUUACCAUGGUAACCUCAAACCUAAUACUGUUGCUUCCUAUAAAUGAGAACAAACCUAUUUAGUAGGGUACUUCAUAAUUCCAAUUACUCGAUGGCUACAAUAAAAAUGUACAUGAACAGGAAAUAGAAUUAGGAGAACAACUUGUGAAAAUAUGGUGAGUGAUAGAAUUUUUAUGAUAUGGCUGACUCCACGGCACAUAAGCAUUUGAGUAAUGAUACAAUUUCAGGAAAUACAAAAAAUAAAUAUGGAGGCUUGAAGAUUAUGAUGUGUUAGAAUAUUAUAGUGGAAGUGUUAAAUACUUGGAAGCAAUAUGGUGUAUAUCUAGUCGUAAUAUUAAUAAACCCAAAUCGUCUUGAGGCUCGUCCUAAUGUGUUAGUCAUGUACCAUGCCUGGAGCCACAGUCCACAUAACACAUUAAUUACAUGUUCUAGAUCAAUUUAUAUCUGAUGUUCAUUGUCAGAUUUAAAACUUGACAAACAGAAAGUUGAUGUAUAUUAUACAAUGUGAUAUCUGUAUAUGCUCCAAAACCUCAUUCCAUUCCCACAAUUAUACCGGCUGACGCAGCAAUCACCAGGGACCAAACAUUUUCCUGUGUCCCCACCGAUACAGGUAUAUUGUAUACAUACCCAGGCUGUAUACUCUGUACACUGGUCGUACAAAGUGUAAACAUUGCUUCCACUUAGUACAAAUUUAAUGUUACAUAAAAGUCUGCAGCUUUUUUUGUGAUAAACCCAGAUGCUGUACUGUAGAUGGCAAGAAGAAAAAACCAAAUACAUUAUUGAUACACAAGAGUUUAGAUGAAACUUUUUUAAUUUACUUUUCAUAGUUGCAUUACUAACUAGCCAGGAAUUGUUAAUAUCACACACAAAAAAUGUGUUUUACUUCAGAAAGCAUUACAUUAAUACAGCAAACAAUAGCCCAAAUUUUAUCCUAAGGUGACCAUUUAAUUACAAAGUGAGAGUUGUGUUGAAAUGUUGAGAUGUAAACUAAUUUUGCUAUUUAAAGGAAAUUACAAUUUCUGCAUUGUAAUCUUAGUUCCUGUUGUGCAGUAGAGAAUGUUAGGUAUGACACCACUAGAUGUUCAACAUACAUACAAUUAAAGCUGUAAGCCAUCCAUGCUUUUUUAUUCUAGUCAGUUGACAGCUACAGUAUUAAGUGUUUUUUGAGUUUUUUUAUUCUGUACAACAUAAGGGAAAAGCCCACAAAUAUGGGAUAAAGUGUUUUGUUGUAUAAUGUUUGUAUGGUAAAAAUUACCUGUUUUAAUAACUCUCUCCAUUUCGUAUAUACUCUGCUGUACAAAGUCUUACGUAUACAAAUAUGUUAAUCGGUGUAAAUAUAAGAUAUACAGUGUGCUCUGAUAUUUUUAUAUAUGUGGUCUGAGUGAUUAGGAAGCUUGGGUGAUAUUCAGUUUGUUCCAUUCUCUCUACAAGUGUAUGUUUGAUGUUACUGCAGUAAAAUUCAAGAUCUGUGUCAGGGAAAAGCUUUCAAAUAACACAAUGCAUAAAAAGCAUUAUCAUCGUGAAUUUAUCCCCCAAAGUCUUAAACAUGUAGACUUUUGUUAUUUAUGUAGAGAAAGACUUAACAUACACCCCCACAGAAAAUACUUUAUGUAUCAUUAUUGUACUUCAGUCUAAGAAAGAUGUAGGACAUCGCCAAAACAUUUUAAAAAUGAGAAAGAAUUUUCAAUUUUCCUUUUUAAUGAAAUCCAUAUGAAAUCAUCAGCAAUUUUUCUGAAUUUCAUUUAAAGAAGCAUAAAUGAAGUUGAAGAAGGAAUAGGAUUGGAGAAUUUGAGAUCUUAAACACCCAGCUGUUGGUCAACAAUGUGACUUAGCAAUGUAGAAUAUAGAAAAUGCAUUUAUAAAACACACCAUACCAGUCGACAAAUGUGUACUACAAAUCUAUUGCAUAUAUUGUCAUUGUGAUUAUUUUGUGCAAUAUUUAUUUUUACUGCGAAGAAGGAAAACUUUGUGAAAAUGAACUUGUAAAGUGCUAUGAUUAUGUUUAUGAAUGAAUGAUUUUGCAUGAAUUGUUUAUUUCAACACAUGCAAAUUUUGCUAUUUGGUGUCAAAAUUUUAAUCAUAAUUUUAACCCUGUCAUAUUUUUGCAAUUGAAGAGCUGGAAUUAAAAAUGCAUAAUGUAAAGCUUUAUCAUUUAACAUUUGCCAGUUUAAUCCCUGUUAGGCAAAAAUAGCAAAAUUUGACAUUGACUAGAAAAAUACAGAAAAACCCAUGUCUGUAACAGUAAAAUGGGAGGAAAAAGGAAGGAAAAAAAACUUGAUUUCUCUAUCUUAAGUCUUCUGAGGUAUACCUGGUAUUUGUCCUCAAAUUCGCUUUCAUCGUACGUAGGAUAAUAUUAGUCGCUCUGAUAUAAUCCAAUCAUAUUCCAUGUCAUCCUUUUUUAUCUGCUCGAAACAUUAUUAUUUAUUCCACUAAUAUGCAGUGUACAGAUCAUACUUAUCUUAAAGGUAAUGAAAUACUGUAUAACUUACUCAAAUCAUCAACUGUUUACAUGGAAAAUGAAAAGAUCUCUACUUCAGUAUACCAUUUGUUCCUGUUUACUGUCAUUCCGUUUCCAUGAGAAAGCAGCAGAAAUUUUGAAAGUUUUCCGUAGAUAUCCCCAAUCUCCUAAAAUCACUUCAUAUUUGUUGAAGUACGUUUAUUGAUAACUUAAUAUAGAACAUUAUAAGAUAUUAUUUAUUUGUUGAUGUCCAAAACAAUGAAACCCAAAAUAUUUGAUCAAUAAAGUCUCACCAUUACAGUGAGGCAAGAUAUUGUAGACCAGUGUUGAUUUCUAAACAUUACACAGAUAUCAAUUUUGAGUAAAAUUAUAUUUUCUGUCAGAAAGCUAUUAUAAUUCUGGUCAAUCAAACAUAUCACUAGCAGUUAAGUCCAGUUCUGCUGGUCAUUCCCACAAGACCAGUGUUGGUAUUUGUAACCUAUAGAUUUUUUUUUAAAUGGAUUGCACCUUUGCUUAUAAACAUUAAACAUCUGAACUUGCAUGUGGAUUUCAAUCUCUUCUAAAACAUUUUAUUUGACAUCUUGUCUGAGGUAGCUUAAAUGUAGCAUAAAACAUAUUGCACCCUAAUAAGGAUAACUUGUGUCACAUGAUCAACUUAAGUUGUAGAAAAACUGAAUUCUCAUACUGGUGUUAUUUUUUGUGUGUAAGAACACUACAUACCUAACACAUAGCAGGUCAUGUGACUUAUUAAGGCUUCUCUGUAGAACAGGCCAGGUCAUGUGACUUUAAAAGGGUCUUUCUGUUGCACAAGGGCAGGUAACUUUCAGCUUGUCCCUUGGUUGUAACUUGUAUAUAUAUAUAUGUUUGUUGGCACCAUUAGGAGUUCCAUUGAGGGAUGAUUGUCAAGCAUAUAUCUGACAAGAACACUGUAAUAUUAAGGAAAUUUGUGUUUUUUUUGUGAUUCAGUAAAUAACUGCCACUCAUAUCUUUAAAUAUCAGUCUCUGUCCUGUUGACAACUAUUUGUAUUCAUUUGUCAUGUCUGUUUACAUUGUAAAAUAAAGUUACAAAGAAAA
Ylistrum balloti is the source of this 9503-nucleotide messenger RNA. Its product is annotated as neuroglian-like. Gene Ontology annotation, biological process: cell-cell adhesion; brain development. NCBI's taxonomy places the organism in Eukaryota, Metazoa, Mollusca, Bivalvia, Pectinida, Pectinidae. The transcript has 25 exons. The record is from RefSeq and is a predicted model, not a curated record. Gene Ontology annotation, molecular function: cell-cell adhesion mediator activity. Bases 636 to 4451 code for a protein of 1271 amino acids.